CAUGCGGACCGGCACCUUCCCGCUUCUGUCUCUGUCUCUGGCGUGGCUGGCGGCCGCGGGCUGGUGCGAGGACGACACCCAAAAUGGCAAACAACUCAUCAUGCUGGAGAUUGAGCGACUCAACUAUCCAGGCGAGGACAAGGUGGUGAAGAGACAGGCGUCUGUUCAGUACGGAGGUGCUCCAGACAGGUACAUCGUGCGGAGCAGUGGGGAGGGUGGCCAACAACAGGUUCCCCCAGAGUACCUGACUCUGCUACACCAACUCUCACCUCAGCAAAAUGACCAGCAACGUGACAUCCAGCAACUCUACAUCACCAGGAAUCCUCAAGAGGUAUACGCUGAGUACGCCAACCAGCCACCACCGCCGCCACCGCGGCCCAAGCUGACGCCAGAGCAGGAGCAGAUGAGGCGUCUGCAGGAGGAUGCAGCCAACAAACACAUCAGGGAACAGCAGGAGCGGGCCCUCCAGCGUGCUCUCCAGACUGGCCAGUUCCAGCCGGGCUUCCAGCCUCAACCUUACCAGCCCCAGCAACAGACUUACCAACAGCAACCUUCUUACCAACAGUCCCAGCAACUGUCCUAUCAAGAACCACAACCAUCCUACCAGCAGCAAUCAGCUUACCAGCAACCGCAGCAGCCUCAAUCCCUUUCUCAAUACGACUCCGCUAGUUCCCUAGAGAUAGAGCCCCAAUACUCCCAGCCACCUUCACCACCUCAGUUCUACCAGCAGACCAGGUCCAUCCGACCAGCUCAGGCACCUCAGAAGUUCUCCUACAGUCAGGUCCAGUUUGGGUCAUCUGAAUUGGCAAGAGAAGCUCUUGAACCGAGAUUAGUGUCUAUUCAGCAGAAAUUGAAGAGUCAAGCUAAGCCACAACCCCAACCCCAGUAUUAUUCUCAGCCGCAGGUCCUUCCGCAGCCACAAGCUCUUCCUCAGCCGAGACCACAGGUUCGCUUCAAUGCUUAUGUACAGCCUCAACAGCAGACGCCCACUCAGCCGCAGCAUCCUCAGCAGUACCUGAUAGAGACCACUAGGCCGGAACAGGAGGAGGAACAGGUUGUCAUGAUUCCCAGACCUCGCAAGCCGUCCUCUCAACCCCAGUCAUUAUACUACAGGCCACAGCCAGCUCCCAUUAACAGUGUCGAAAGCACUCACUAUGCCAAGGAGCCACAGCCCUACACGACAAUUCCAAGAGAAUACCAGACUCCCCAACAGUACCGACCCGCUCCCGCUCCUCAGUACGUUAGAAGACCUCAAAAUCUGCCAUCUCCUGAUGCACCCUCUCGAUCAGCCAUCUAUGUCCAACAGUCUGGAGUAAGCAAGAGGGUCACCACGCCAUCGCCUCCGUACAACCCAUACUCUGCGUACACUCCGGGAGUUCCGGUCCCUCGGAUUCCGACUCCUCAAGGACAUCGUCCCCUAACAGCGACUGAAAUACACGCUCUAUCAAAAGCUGGAUUUCAAAUUUCGCCACUGACCUUAAACAGUCUUCAGGAGUCUAGUGACAUUUCUCCUGCCUACGACGAAGACAGUGACGUCUACAGAUCACCCAGUUCCAAGCGGCAGAGUCAGUACCUUGACGAGAGGAAGCCCCCGGGAAAGUACCCCAAGAGAAUUCCCAAGCCCGUUCCUCUGACUGAUCACGAACGAAAGCUCCUGGCCGAACAGGGUAUCAGGAAUUUAUAUAGAGUGGAAAGCUCGGAGAGCAAGGAUGCACCGGUAACCUAUGUCUUGGCCAUAGACAACAGUGUGCGAAAGAGGGAGUCAGAGUCAGCGACGAAAGAUAAGAACUAACCAUGGAAAUUAGAAAGUAAAAGAAAGACUUUUUGGCACCAACUUAAAAAUCUGGUAGUUCGUGCAGGAAGAAAAACGUGAUAUUAAUGUACUUACCAGAAGUAUUUAAUGUUACCAAAAGUGUGCUUAAUUAUUGUUUUACCAAUACCUAAAGUGCUUUGAAGGAAACAGCUUGCUAGUAGAAAUAUCAUACACUAAAACAUCGUAACAUUCUUAAUGUAUUAUACCAAUAGUACUAGUAAGCUAAUACCAAAGAGCAAAAUAAGGGAUAGAGAUCAAAAUUAACGUCGCUUAUUGCCAUUCGAAUUUAAUGGUGCAGUACGAAAUACCAGGAAAAGGGGUCGGUGCAUGUGGAUAACUCGAUUUAUUGUAAAUGUCUGUAUAUAAUACUGUAGAAAAGAACUACUUAGCAUUUAAGGAUUGAAGUUCAAAUGUUAACCUAGGUAUAAGUUGAUAAUAAAUAAAUGUGGUACCGCAUUAAACCA
Homalodisca vitripennis (glassy-winged sharpshooter) is the source of this 2277-nucleotide messenger RNA. RefSeq names its product DNA translocase FtsK-like. The transcript has 4 exons. NCBI's taxonomy places the organism in Eukaryota, Metazoa, Arthropoda, Insecta, Hemiptera, Cicadellidae. Bases 2 to 1792 code for a protein of 596 amino acids. The record is from RefSeq and is a predicted model, not a curated record.